Molecule: messenger RNA, 843 nt
Organism: Tachysurus vachellii
Lineage: Eukaryota; Metazoa; Chordata; Actinopteri; Siluriformes; Bagridae
Gene: rfxank
Product: regulatory factor X-associated ankyrin-containing protein
Exons: 8
Coding region: 163-747 (194 amino acids)
Biological process (GO): regulation of transcription by RNA polymerase II
Cellular component (GO): nucleus
Molecular function (GO): protein binding
Source: RefSeq, a predicted model, not a curated record
GUGUGAUCUGUGAUCCUUCACUUCAAAAAUCGACCCGCUUUGGAACCCCGAGGUAUAAAAUUUAGUUUCACUUUUGUUAGCUAGAAAUCAGGAAAUAAACAGGAAUUACUUUAAGUGCUGAAACUGGAGCUUCGAUUCUGCAGAAGUGAUGAUAAACCUGUAAUGGAGAUGCUAAGUGACGGGAGCGCGCUUCACCACUCCACCACCCUCACUAACAAACAGCGCGGGAACGAGCUCACAGUCAGACCUGCAACUCUAGACAAUUUGUCCAUUCACCAACUGGCCGCACAUGGCGAAAUCUCUAAAGUGAAGACACAACUUGCCAGUGACAGUGCACUACUGAACAGUCAGGAUGAACGAGGAUUCACGCCACUGAUGUGGGCUGCAGCGUUUGGAGAGAUUGAAAUGGUCCAGUUUCUACUAGAGAAGGGAGCUGAUCCAAAAAUGUUCGCAUGGGAGCGUGAGAGUGCUUUAUCCUUAGCCAGCGCUGGGGGAUACGCUGACAUCGUCAAUAUGAUUUUAAAACAUGAUGUCAAUGUCGAUUCCUAUGACUGGAAUGGAGGAACGCCUCUUCUUUAUGCAGUUCGUGGCAAUCAUAUCAAAUGUGUGCGAGCUCUAUUAAGACAUGGAGCUGAUAUUACAUUUGAAGCAGACUCCGGAUACAGUCCAGUGGCACUUGCUAUUGCUCUUGGCUACAAAAAAAUGCAAAAGCUGCUUGAGGAUCACAUACUGCAGCUGCUUCGAUGAUCAGACAUGACAACAUUUAAGAGUCACUACAAACUUUUUGAAAGCCGCUCUUUGUGUACUGUACCUUUAUAAUAAAAUGUCAUUAUAAACCUCUUA